Ustilaginoidea virens is the source of this 984-nucleotide messenger RNA. RefSeq lists its product as uncharacterized. The transcript is spliced from 3 exons. The coding region runs from base 1 to 984 and encodes 327 amino acids. The record is from RefSeq and is a predicted model, not a curated record. NCBI's taxonomy places the organism in Eukaryota, Fungi, Ascomycota, Sordariomycetes, Hypocreales, Clavicipitaceae.
AUGAAUUCCCAAACCGUUGGCCACGGCUUUAUAAGCUUCGGUCAGCCGAUUCCCGUGUCUCAACUGGCAGAAGGGAGUCGGACGACUGCAGCACAACUCGAUUCAGCUACGACAACCAUCUCCGAGCCCGUCACCCUGCUCAACGCAACGUCGGGCCUGAUCGCGACCGUCCAGCAUGUGCAACGAAAAAUAUCCCUCCACUCGGCCCUGCUGCAGCGGACUGGGGCGUCACCCGCCCUCCUGGGAGACCGGCUCCACCAAUUCAAGAAAUCAAUAGCAUCGCUGCGGGACCAUCUAGAGCUGGCAGCCGGGUCGGAGAUAUCCACGGCAUCGCAGCUCGACCUCGAUACACUGAUUGUUUCGUUGACGGCUUGCAUAUUGACCCUGUCCAGUCUGGACGACCAAGUAGAACAAGCGUGUCGAUCCGUGCAGAGUAGCAAGGCAGCUGCGGCGCCGGCGUCCCAGUGCAUGCAAAGAAGCACGCACAGAAUCAGCAUACUGAACGACCAGAUAGCCCGACUGGCCAGCGCUCUGCGACUACGCCGGAGAGAAGCCAUGGCGGAAUAUAUCCUGGCCAAAGACUUUGCAGCCCAUAUGCUGCAAACGGACUCGCUACUAUGCACCCGCAUGAGGUGUCUAGAAGACCAUUUCAGCACGGUGCCCGCGGAGCUCGUCAGGGCGGGCCGCUCCCCUCCAGGAUAUAGCGUUCCGAAGACGGCCGAGCAACCGCCCGCUUAUGGUAGCGAUUCGAAAGGCUCCGUCCAAGUCCGGGCGCAGUUUUGGUCGGUAUUCUCGGGCUGCAGGCUAGGGGAUAUCGGGGGUGUAACCCGGGUUUGUCUGCCGGUGAACUGCGACGAGCUCUCGACCGGAGAGCUAUAUUCUGGCCGGCGGAAUCGUGGCGUGGGUCAAGGCAGUGGGAGCUUGCGUAGACUGUGGCACAAGUCGGGAGCAAGAGCCUGGGGGCAAAAGAACAAUAGCUGGUGA